Molecule: messenger RNA, 6591 nt
Organism: Ostrea edulis (European flat oyster)
Lineage: Eukaryota; Metazoa; Mollusca; Bivalvia; Ostreida; Ostreidae
Product: mediator of DNA damage checkpoint protein 1-like
Exons: 6
Coding region: 118-3066 (982 amino acids)
Source: RefSeq, a predicted model, not a curated record
AUUCGACUCUCCAGGUGAGAUAAAGCGUUUCAAGAUGGCGUCGUGUGUUCAAACAAAAUCGUUUGUUUUCAGAGAUUGAAAGACGACUUAGAUACAAUGCCGUAAUUGAAGAGCAACAUGACGACCUUUCUGCUGUUGACCUGUCUUCUGUUGCUAUGGCAACCACAGUUUUCUUUACAACAGCGAACACGGAAUUACCAGCUGGAAGACAAUUGUUCCCUUAACCCAGUGUCCAUCAGUCUGGAUGAGACGGUCAUCAUUAAGGCCGGAGGAAUGGUCAGUCCAAAGCCAAUUGGUGUUCAGUGCAAGAUAACCGUGAUGACCGAGGGCAACGACCUCCAGGUUAAUGUCCGAUUCAUCAAUUUCCGGGACUGUUCUGUCACACUGUCUCUCUACGCUUUAUCUAAUCAUAUUUACACAUGUGACAACUAUCCAUCAUCGUCAGUAACACUACCGAUUUACGGGACCCAGGUGAUCGUUGAUCUGAAGAAAACUAAUCCCACAGCCUUACAGUACUCCUUUGAGAUCUCCAUCACCCCGAAACAAAAGCCUAUUUCACCAGAUUCCACUGAGUCUCAGCCGGUAGCAGCCGGACUUGUGGCGGGCGUUGUAGGCGGUAUUUUUUUCUUUCUGGUUGUCGGGGCAAUCGUCAUUGCCUGCUGUUACAGACGUGCACAGAAACUCCAACGUUUGGCCAUGUACAGCAGCUCCAACAACAAGGUACCGUUAGAAACCUUGGAAGGUCAGAUUGGGAUUUCAAAUAAUUAUGAGUCGUCACCCAGAGCGAAGACGAAGCUUCUGUCCCCGGAAAGGGAGAUGUCGGUGGACGGGAGCGUUGAGAGUGGAGGUGGGAGGCGGCCGCAGACGCUCGACGUUAGAUCCCGGGGACAGGUGGCCAGAAGUGACCACACCGAGUCGAGUAACUCCAGCCGGUCACAAAAGAAUGUCGCGUACGAACACGAGGAGGAAGAUCCCUACGAUGUGAUGGAUGGAGACCCCAAGCCACCGAAAUCUCCGUUCCUUAGUGCACUACAGGGGAAUGUGAAAUUUCAGAAGUCGAGACAAGAGAACGAGAGAGAUGCCGAAGACCGGAGAAAUCGUUUAUCCGGUUCUUCAUUUGGAAACCAGACACCAGGAGAAUCAAAUUCUUCCUUAGACAGUCGGGGAAAAGCGCCAUCUGCUGACAAUCGGGGGAAACCACUUCCAAUGGUGCCCAGUAAUAAAGAGUUGACUCUUGCUGAAAAACGCAAGAAAAUGGAGAGUUUCCGGAGAGCAACCAGGCCCGAGUCUUUCACGUCGGAUGAGUUGGAUCGAAGUGGGGACGACACAGAUAAUUUGAACCAAAGUCGUGGGGCCAGCGGAAGCGACAGUCAGUCAUCAAAGGAGGGAGCACCAGCCAAAGGCAGAGAAGCACCAGUUAACAGUAAACCAAACACGCAGCACACACUGUGUCCGAACAGAGGGCAGGAGAAAAUGAAAAAUAAAAACAACAAGGGCAAGGCUGUGCGGGAGUUACAGAAGGCCCCAGACAGCCCUCGGUCAAUACGCAGUGAAGGUCGGUUCCAAAAGACGGAAGACGGUCUGAGAGGAAGUAAGCGGUCAAAUAGAUCACCGAAACCGACAACAAAAGGAUUCGGACAUCGCAGAAACAGGAGCACGGAUUCUCGACCAACCACUCCAACCAGCAUGAUGAGAGAUGACGAUGAGGAGUCUAUCAGGCCCCUCCAGAGGACCACCUCCCGUCAGUCAUUAUAUGCCUCCCGCUCAUCUCUGUACAGUCGACGACGGAGAAGGGGAUCGUUUACCGAGUCCGUAGUCUCGGGGUCCACCUUUGCUCAUGACGACAUUGACUAUUACCGAAGAUCGAGAGGACAUUCCCAAGUAGAUUACGACGACGAUUACGACGACGGUUACGUGGAGCCGAUAUCGCGUCGUGAUAACAGUAGGAUGUUUAAAUCGCUGGGAGACUUAAAUUCUAGUGGUAGGCGGGGCGAAAAAGCAACUCGAGCAACACAGACAUUAAGAGAGACAGCAACACAGACCGGAGAGGACCAGUCCGUGGUGGUGCACUCCAAGAGGGUGGUGCAGAGAAAGCGCCGCUCAAAAAGCCUGUCUGCAACAGGAACACAAACGACCAACAGAAAACAUAGAAGUCGCAGUAAAUCUCGUGCCGAUGACUCGGACACUGGUGAUGAACUGAAAAAUAACAAGCGUGAAAAGUCAAAGAGUCGGGAAUCACUUAAGGAGACCUCGGACAAACCAAAGCCCAAACCCAAACCAAAGCCGCGGAAAUCCCAUUCCACAGCCCAGUCUGAAACGGAGGCACCUGUCAAAUCUCAGAGGAAAAAAUCAAAAUCACAGGGGAAAUCUGAAAAAGAGGAGGAGGCAGCGCAAGAAAUGCCUGCCCCACCCCCAGGGAUGGUGAUGUAUCCCAUGGGACCACAGGGACAGCCUUAUGUGGUUCCGUACGGUCUUCCACCAGGGUACACAACCUUGCCCCACCAACCUCCACCUCCUGGUGUGGUGUCUGCCCAGGGUCCCUAUGUUGUGAAUGGUCAGAGUGCUUACACCGUGGCACCACCUCAGCAUGGAAUGCCAUCUGUAGGUCAACUACCACCACAGACGGCGCCUCAGGCUGGUCCUAGAAAAUCAAACUGGGACAUGUUAUGUGAGUUGACAGACAAACAGAAUAGUGGGGAGGCCCUGGAGACUGGGUCUGUAGCGAGCUCUGUGUUUACAAACAAUGUCCCCACACAUCAGGUGGUGUACCCGGGGGGCACGGUAACCCAGAAUGGGCACCACCUGGGAGCUCACAUAGUCAUGUUACCACCUCAGCAGGGUCAUCCUGUGCAUCCGUUUGUGUCACCCCCUGGGCCACAGACUGCCUCGGGGGUACCCCUUGUUGUCAACCCUCCUUCCUCAGGCCCAAUCGCUCAGCCUAGUCCGUCGGUUGGCAGUGAGCUAUCCCAUAAUUCCUCCUGGGACGUACUGAUGCGGCUAUCGGAACAGCAAAACCAGCUUCAGCAGGCGCAGCACAACGCUGCAGGGAAUGAGAGUGUCGUAUAACUGUCAUAGCAACUGUAGUGGUAUCCAUAGCAACAGAGGUGUUCCCACAUCUAAUCAUUUGAUAUAAAAAUGGGUCAGAUAUUUGUGCUUUAGGCAGGUUCAUGUUGUAAACCUGAUCUUCGUUUGUGCUAACACAAAUUAAUUAAUGAACAAAUUGAAGAUUGACACAGUACACUGGCAAAUGUGACUCGCAUGAAUUUCAUGCGAAUCGCUGUCCAUGUGAAAUUCACGUGAGACACAUUUGCCUGUGCAUAUGUAUAUAUAUUUUGUGUGGGAAGAUGUUGUCCAUGUAGUAAAUGAUGUCGGAGAAGGCGUUGUAGGGUAGAUUGUAUAUAAUUCCUUUAGUUGUUACCUUACUUAUUAAUUUUGUGCAUUUUAUUUCUUAUGCUUCAUUUUACAUUCACGACUUAUCUAGAGCAGCACAUUUACAUCCUACUUCUGAAAUAACCGCUUUCCUACACAUUUUUUAUGGACAUCAGUCUGCUAUCAUUGUACAUAUAUCAUUCUACGUCCAUGCAUCAUGUAGCAGUAAUUCGUACCUGCAUCGUGUAGCGGUAAUUCGUACCUAUAUCAUAUAUAUAUAUAAACUUUGACUUGGAAAUUGUGAAUUUCAUUUUCUGAAGACACAGAAACCGGACAGGGAUUUCUUGUACAGUUUCAAAAUUUUAUAAUGUAACUGAGCAAUUAUAAUGUAUCAUUAUAAUCUAUCAUAUUUAAUUUAUCACUUUUUAUAUACAUAUAUUGUUUAUCAUAUGCAAAAUGACAUGCAUACAGUGUUGAAAUUUGAUUUCUGAAUGGGCAAUGAAAGAUACGUCAUCAUUCACAUGUAAAGAAAUUCUGUUUACUCUCUGCUGCUCGGAUUCAGAGGAAUGGUAUUUUUUCUUGCACUAUGUAAAAUUACAUUAUAUGAAUCCCUAGUACACGUGUAAAGAAGUGUGGCUGUUACUAUAUACCGUAAAUCUGGUUAAUUUUGCGAGCCGAUCAAAUUUGCAAUUUUAAAAAUAGUGUUCGUAAAAAUGAGAUCUUCUGUAUGUUGUCCUUUUAAUUAGUGACAAAUAUAAAUUGCCGUUAAAAGCUUAAUUAUUGAUAUAUUUAAGAAUUAGACCCAAUUCUGAAAAAGAAAUCUAUCGAAAAAAAAUUCCCGAGUUUUGGGUAUGGCCAUCACUCUCUCACCAUGUGUUCAGCAAUCUGUUGAUCAGAUAUCGGGUGCAUCUAAAUAUUUUAAGAUUUUUAUAAAGUUUGAGGUGAGAUAUAGUACACAGUAUAGGGACAUUCUAAUUCCAAGUCUAGUGAAAUAUCCAUCAUUGACGUUCUAAUUCCGAGUCUAGUGAAAUAUCCAUCAUUGACGUUCUAAUUCCGAGUCGAGUGAAAUAUCCAUCAUUGACGUUCUAAUUCCGUCAGUCUAGUGAAAUAUCCAUCAUUGACGUUCUAAUUCCGUCAGUCUAGUGAAAUAUCCAUCAUUGACGUUCUAAUUCCGAGUCUAGUGAAAUAUCCAUCAUUGACGUUCUAAUUCCGAGUCUAGUGAAAUAUCCAUCAUUGACGUUCUAAUUCCGAGUCUAGUGAAAUAUCCAUCAUCGACAUCCUAAUUCCGAGUCUAGUGAAAUAUCCAUCAUCGACCUUCUAAUUCCGAGUCUAGUGAAAUGGAUAAUUUGCUCUAAGGACAAUUAAGUUAACAUCAAUUAAUUGUUUACUUCCAGUAUUUUUCUGUUUUAGGAGAUAAAAUAAGUGCCACUUUAAAUCUUGUGCUUCAUUAUUAAUGUGCUGUAGGUGAGUUUUUAGAGUAAAUUCGGCCACUUUCCCUGUGAAUUUUAACUUAUUGUGAAUUUCUCUAUAAACAUUAUUACAGAAUGAUUUAGAUUUACAUGAAAUAUACAUAGUUCACUAAAGUGCUACAAGAAUGCCAUACAUCUUAUUCACACUUUUUGGUGUGGUGUUUUGUUAGCUAUAAUCUAGAAACUUCCAAGCUUUAAUGCACAUGCAAUGUUGUACUUGAGAUAUUCUCGUUCAGAUGUGAUGUUCAAGUGUUUUAUAAAUUGAAUUCAUGGUGUAUCAAUUAUUUUCAAAUAAAUUAAUGGUUAGAUUUGUAAUAAGUAGAAUUAAUAGGAUUGUUAGAUCUGGUGCAUUUAAAGUAUGGGUUUUAGAAAACAAUAUGUACAUGUAUUACUUACAAGUAGCUGUAUUUUGAGAGGCAAAUUCUUAGGGGAGGCCAUUAAAAAAUAUGAGAUAUUGGUGGACUCUACAAGUGAACUCUAAUUAUAUAAUUACUUUUUGAAAUUAUUGUGAGUUUGAGGUUUGUUUGAUUGCCCUUAUUAGCUUACUUGAGUUCUAAGCUUGUAGCUCACUUGAACUGUAAGCCUAGCUUACCUGAGUUCUAAGCUUGUAGCUCACUUGAACUGUAAGUUUAGCUUACCUGAGUUCUAAGCUUUCUUAUAGCUAACUUGAACUGUAAGCUUAGCUUACCGGAGCUCUUAAGCUUAUAUCUCAUUUGAACUGUAGGUUUAGCUCACCUUAGCUGUAAGCUUUAGUAAGCUUUCAUGGUCACCCAUUGUGUUUUUCUGUUUCAUUCACUCACCAUUGUGUUGAAUGCUAAAAGGUGUGUUUGAAAGCAAAACAUCAAAUUUUUGUUUUAUGCUUAUUGGAUUUCCUGAUGGAAGUAUGAUUUUUGUUGCACAAAACCAUGGAUUCCAUUUUUUUUGUUUUUUUGUUGUUUUGUUUUUUGAUCACUACAAAACUUGCGUCUGUAAGGGAAGACAACUUUUCAAUAAAUACAAACUUCAUUAGGUCAUGUUGCAGUUGCAGUAUUCCAAUAUUCUAUUUAUAGUACAGAGCUACAUGUAUGUAUCAAGAUGCGGGAUCGUCUUGUAGAAUCUAUUUCAUAUAUUAUUUUUCUUUUUUAUUUAUGUUUAAGAUUUUUUAAAAUUACUUGCAUUCCAAUUUGUGUAAAAGAUAAACUCUCUCGGGGGACCCAUGCAUUCCUUGGAAGUGAAAAUAUUUUUGAACAAAGGUUGUUUAACAGAUAAAAUACAUGCCUCUUUACUUUAUUUUUUUAGAUCAUUAGUUAUUACAAGCUUUAUUAUAUCACUUUAUUUUAUGAUCGUAUAAUUCCCAGCUCUCUGAUUGGCUGAAGUCCAACAAACUAGAAACGUAUGACUUUACAUUCACCCUGGCGCCCUCGAGGUAAAUGUAAUUAAUAUUUGAUUUUUCCAACAUGAGGCCAGAAGUCAUUGGGAAUUUUAAAAUUUAUACAAAGGGUUAUUAUUUUAGUGGUUGUCCAAUGAAAACUUGUGUCUAUCUCUUUCGACUACAUGUAUGUCUUUGAUUGGCAACAUAGCUCAGUCUUUUCCAUCAAGUCGAGAUAAAACGGAAAAGGCCGAGUGACGUUCUGAUACUAGGUCUUGCAGACAAACCAGGUCAGGCAAAAUUUAAAGAGGAAAAUCAACACUGAUUGUGUUGUCUUUGUCACUUUCGUUGAAUGUUUUGAAUAAAAUGAAGAUGAGUUUUGAAUCAUUCGAUCAUAUUAUAAAA